GAAAUAAAACCCCCGGAAUAAAGACCCCCGGAAUAAAAACCCCUGGGAAAAAAAACCCCAGGAAAAGAAACCCAGCAAAAUUCAAAUUCAAAAUAAUUUCUUAUACAACUGCAAAUUUUAUUAUUUUCAAUGUUCAUUAGCUCAUUUCUUCCCUUAAUCCCAGACAUUCCUAAUGAGUUUUUGUAGUUAAAUGGGUAAUUAAUGAGCGCGGUAAAAUAAAAUCUCCUAUUAUUAUUGCAUUUUGCAAAUCUUGUUGAUAAGUGCACUUAAUCGUAAUUAGGCAUUCUUAAUGGGGUUACAUUCUUUUCAAUCCCAUUGACGAUGGUUUCUAUAUAAAUUAAUAUUUUCAAAAUAAUUGUUACAAUUUAACAAACUAUGGAGGUGAUAACUUCAAAUAAAGGUGGUCAAAAGUUAUGUUUUGGUGGUUACAUGUACGUUGUACAUAAACGAUGUGCUAACAAUAUUCGCUGGAGAUGUAAUAAAUAUACUUCAUUAAAGUGCCGGGCGAUACUCGUCACGUCGUUGGACAAUGAGGAUCCAGAUUUACGGGCAGAGCAUAAUCAUCCUAAUAAUGCCGAAGAAAUCAAUGCGGUCAAGUGUAUCCAAGGUAUGAAGGUUAGAGCUAGGGAUACAUUGGCUAAACCUAUUCAAAUAUAUGCCGAAGCUGUGCAACAAUUGCCAAACUCGACACGUGCUGUAUUGCCAACUGAAGAUGCAAUUAAAAGGACGUUGCGAAAUCACAAGGGCGCUAAAUUUCCAGAUCCACAAAGCUUGCAAGAACUUCUUAUUGAAGGCGACUGGCGUACUACAGGAGAGCCCAACAAUGAAAGGUUCCUCCUACAUGACAAUGGACCAAAUUCGGACGAGCGGGUGAUAAUAUUUGCUACUGAUGGAUGUUUGGUCCAUCUUGCGAAUUCUACAGCGUGGUUUGUAGAUGGGAACUUCUCUCUAGCGCCAAAUCUUUUUUUGCAACUAUAUGUGGUGCGUGUCAAAAUACAAGGACUUUUUGUAACAUGCGCUUAUAGUUUGUUGCAAAGGAAGACACAAACCAGUUACGAAAUCAUGCUCAGGGCACUAGUAAGCAGUUGCGAGGAGAGAAAUCUGUUUCCAGAUCCUCUAUCAAUAAACAUGGAUUUUGAAAGAGCUGCAAUUCAAGCAUUUCAGGCUGUAUUUGGAGAUCAUAUUACUAUUCGCGGGUGCUUUUACCAUUUGUGUCAGUCUACCCAACGAAAAUUACAAGAACUUGGGUUGCAACGUCGCUAUCGAGAAGAUGAAGAUUUUUCAAACUUUUGUGGUAUGCUGGACGGCUUAGCCUUUCUACCUUUGGAAGAUGUUGCCAGAGGUAUGGAGUUUUUAAGGCAAAACAUCCCCGAAGGUGCCGAAGACCUCGUGGAGUACUUCGAUGCCACGUACGUGUCAGGGACAAAUAGACGAGUAGGAAAUGUCAAUGAUGAUAAUGUGCGGAUACGAAAUGUCCCGCCGGUUUUUCCUCCGCCUUGCUGGAAUGUACAUAAUACCACCCUUCAAGACGAUGAGCGGACUAACAACCAUACCGAAGGUUGGAACCAUCGAUUUUCGACCUUGGUCGGCCAAAACCAUCCCACCGUAUGGGUGCUCAUACAAAAAAUGAGGCAGGAAUUAUCGACGGAUGAAACCAAGGUGCAGCAGCGACAAAUAGGAAGACAAAUGCCGAAAAAGAAAAAGCCAGCUUAUGUUGUUAUGCAGGCUAGGCUGAAACUGUUAUGCGAAGAGUAUCGGGAUGGAGUAAGGAAUUUAGUAGAUUUUCUAAAUGCUGUUAGCCAUAACAUAAGAUUUUAAUAACCAUACAUGUACAUGUGUUCAGUGAUCUCACCUAAUAAUAACUGUUACCCUGUACCAUAAUG
This is a messenger RNA of Photinus pyralis (common eastern firefly), 1883 nucleotides long. RefSeq lists its product as uncharacterized. The transcript is spliced from 3 exons. The record is from RefSeq and is a predicted model, not a curated record. NCBI's taxonomy places the organism in Eukaryota, Metazoa, Arthropoda, Insecta, Coleoptera, Lampyridae. The coding region runs from base 376 to 1818 and encodes 480 amino acids.